Messenger RNA from Pyricularia pennisetigena, 8040 nucleotides. RefSeq lists its product as uncharacterized. Bases 1 to 8040 code for a protein of 2679 amino acids. The record is from RefSeq and is a predicted model, not a curated record. The transcript has 4 exons. Gene Ontology annotation, biological process: cellular response to amino acid starvation; regulation of translation. Gene Ontology annotation, cellular component: cytosol. Gene Ontology annotation, molecular function: protein kinase regulator activity. NCBI's taxonomy places the organism in Eukaryota, Fungi, Ascomycota, Sordariomycetes, Magnaporthales, Pyriculariaceae.
AUGACAGCUGAUGUGGUGAACGGAGACGGUCCGGGUCAAGUAGACCUCGUCGCGAUAAAACAAGUUCUCCUGUCGUCCUCGACCAACGCGCGCACUACACAGCUGCGCAUUGUUGAAGACAAGAUUUCCCAGAAUGCUCUCGAUCAAGCAAGCCUAUCAAAGCUGCUGGGCAUUCUUUUCCUAACCCAUUCCUCGUACGCCGAUCGACCGUCCCGCCGAGCCGUUCAGCGCUGCCUUGUUCUGCUCGCCAAGGCCAAAGAAGAAAAGCUCCUUACCGCUCUCGUGGCCGCCAUCAGAAAGGAGAGCCAGAAGCCAACAAUCGCGCCAGCCAAUGCCUUCGUCCUGCUAGAAUGGUCCAGCCUGCUCAUCGAACACCUAGGGGAAACUGAGCUGUGGGAGAAGCUCGGGAAAGAAUUGGUUUUGGCUACCUCAGACUGCCUAGAAAAGUGUUUGCAGCCGCAAUGCAGACACAACCUAGGGCGUUCGGCUCUGGUGAUAAGUCGUCGCGCGUUCCGGAAACUCGUGUCCAUUGAGAAGACACGGGAAAAGUCAAUCACGGAUGCGGUGCAGUUGUUGGCGACCAAGGGUGCGGCGCCCACGGCCAAGUAUGCCCCAACUUUGGGGGUCAUCGCAGGUGUAUGUGCACGGAAGGACUAUGCCAAGCCGAUACUGGAGAAACUGAAGCCCCAGUUCUUCGGCUUCUACACCAGGGAGAUUAUCGGGUCCAAGACGCAAGUGCCCAGUCAUUUUGCCGAGGGCUUUAACGAUUUCUUCCACUCGUUUGUUACACUCGAGGAUUUGGGCAAGGACAUCACACCGGCCUUGGAAAAGGGUCUGCUCCGCGCACCUGAGAUUGUACUGAACGAUCUUGUUACACCUCUCGUUGAUGCGCUGCCGAGUGAUUACGACCUUUCAUCUGUACUGAACAAGAACCUGCUCAAGCCUUUGCUGGCAAACGCCAAGUCUACCAAUGCUACCAUCCGCAUGGGCGCACUCACAGCUUUCAGAAAGGUCGUGAGGCGCUCUGCUGAUCCUGAAACCCUGGGAAAGGCCACCGACGAAAUUGUAACUCCGUUGAAGGGAGGCAAGAUUGCUUCGGCCGAGCAGAGAGCGAUCCAUGCCGAGAUGCUGACUGCUCUCGCUACGAACGAGGCGAAUGCAGCCAAGAUUUGCGGUGCUUUGCCGGCUGUCGCCGGUAAGGAGGGUAACGAACCGGCUUUGGUAGCAGAGACAAAGGCUCUCCUCUGCUCUAUCAAGACUCUGCUUAAUUUGGAAGUAGAAGUUCCCGCUGCAGCUCUUGAUGGAUAUAAGAAAGGUCUCGCCGACAAAAAGCCUGGGUCCAGGAAGAUUUGGGUCCUGUCGGCAGGAGAUCUACUCUUGCACAGCUGCGGUCUUGCUGAUUCAAAGGUAGCAUCAAAGGUCCAAGAGGUCAUCCUUCCCGCCUUGUUCGAGACCUACAAUGAGGCUGUCGCGAAUCCACUGGCUGCGUCGCAGAGCGGGCUUAUUGUAGGCGCCUAUGUGACUUGCACUGUUGCUCCGUCUAUAUUUCAAACCAACAAGGCAGCUCCCGUCCAGCCACUUCUGAAGAAGUUUUCCGUUUCAAAGCAGUGCCUUGUUUGGGAGCCUAAACCAUCGUUUUUGCUGAACCCUAAACUCUUCAGCAAAUUGUCGACCGAUGAGGAUUUGGAAUGGUUCUAUCGUGCUUUGGCAUCCGUGGCUGCAGAGCUUCCUGAAGAUGGUGACUCUGAAGCUUCGAUUGCUUGGGCCCAAGCUCUUAUCUAUAUAAUUUCUUCGCCUGCUACCGGGACGCAAGUCCGUGUUGAUCUUUGCAAGCGUCUGUCGGAGCUGUACCUCAGCAACCCCGAGAGGAUCUCGACUGCCGUCGUUGGCGGCAUGUGGUCUUGGCUAGAGUCGGUCGAGGAGGGCGAAAAAGACAGUGCUGCGGCUCUUGCAAAAGCCGAAAACAAAUACUUGCAUCUCAUACUCAGGGCAAUCUGCCCGCCGUCUCAAGCACUGCCAUCAAAAUUCACCGAAGAAGCCGGGAAAGAGGCCCUAGAAGCACAAAUGUGCUCACUGCUCGUCCUUGCCCGGUCUGACAUCGUCCCCCGCUCAAGCUGGAUUGAUCUUUGCUUGAGGUCUGGCUUAGAUCCUGGCCAACUUGCAACCAAGCAUGAAAAGGCGUUGCUUGAAGAAGUUGCUCUCCGAAGUAGCUUUGAUCAGAAGUCCGAUGCCAUUCGAACUGCCUCAUAUAAAGCUGCAGUUGAGCUGGUUUUCGUUGCGCCCGAAGUCAUGACUCCGCGAAUCAUCCAGCUGAUACAGCAUGACCUUGAUACCUCGGAGCUAAAAGACAUUGGGCCUCUUGAAGCUGCCAUUUUUAGGACGCCAGAGGGUACCACAUUCGUUGAUGUUCUAGCCAAGAAAGGUACCACCACUGUGUCAACCAAAGGCAAGGACGCGGACACUCUGAAGUGGGAAGCGGAACUGAGAGCCCAACUUGCAGAGAAAAAAGGCCAGCCAAAGAAGCUAUCGGCCGAUGAAAAGGCUAAAGUCGAUGCCCAGCUGAAAAAGGAGUCGGCUAUCCGCGAACGAGUCCGCGGGGUUGCUGCCAAGGUCAUGCGAGGUGUCGGUGUUAUCAAAAGUCUCGCAACUGGUCCUCCGACUGAUGCGACGUUAUGGAUGGGCCCGGCUGUUAACGCGCUUCUGGAUGCUGUUGACGCGGGAGCGUGCCUUAUUACAGGAGAUGCAGCCCCGAUGGCAUAUCUGGCGUGCGCAGAUCGUGUUUCCAGCCGCUUGGGUUCGUUCCGUCAGUUCAUAGGCGUAGCUACGCUGAGAGCCCAUGGUGUCGAACUCCUACCUGAAAACCUCAAGACUGAGCCUUUCGAGGACCUUGUCACGAGAGUCAUGUACCGACUGCGUUUUGCUGGAGAGCAGCGCCCUUUUGACGUCGUUUCUGUCAACUACAUGCUCCCUCUAGCACUCCUUAUUUUGAACAAGGGUGGGUUCGGCGCCACAGCGGAGGACAGGGACACUCAUCUUGUCUUGGCAACAGAGCUCUUGUCCUUUCACACAGACACGGCUUCGUCCGAAGCGCUUCCCAGAGCGCAAAUGCUUGAGACGCUGAUUUCAUCAAUGCAGGUGUACAACCAGCACUACAAGAUCAUCAGGGACUGUUUCUCUGACAUGGUCCGCUGCGUGGCACCAAACAUGAGCGAUGAGGAAAUUGGCGUAGUCGCUCGUGGUGCCAUCGUGCCACAGACCAGUGUGCGCACGACAGUCUUGCAGUCCAUCAGCGCAGAUGUGGACAUGAGUGAGCUGGAGUUCUCCGAGGAGAUAUGGAUCGCAUGCCAUGAGGACAGCGAGGAGAACGUUGAGCUGGCCAAGGAAAUUUGGGAGGAAAGCGGUUUCCAGACAUCAAAAGAUGUUCCUGCCAAAAUGCUGCCAUACCUGGAAAGCAAAGAUGGACAACUGCGCAAGGCUGCCUCUAGGGCUCUGGCCGAGGCUUGCAGUCGCCAUCCUGAGACGGUCAACCCCAUCCUCGAGAAGCUGAGAUUGGCUUAUGUCGAAUUUGCCAAGCCCCGGGUGCCUGAGCUGGAUGAGUUUGGCAUGCCAAAGAAGAUGGACUUGUCCGAUCCAUGGGAGGCCAGGCAUGGUAUCGCAACCUCUUUCAAGGAGCUCUCGCCUUAUUUCAAGAGGGAGCACUUGGAUUCUUUCUUUGCUUUCCUCAUAGAACAAGGCCCUCUAGGAGAUCAAAAUGGAUCUGUCCGUGCAGAGAUGCUUGAGGCUGCCAACAAGGCCAUCGAGAUCCACGGCAAGGGAAUGGUCGACAAGCUGAUGAAGACUUUUGAGACCACUCUUGAGGCACCGGACAAGGGCUCAGCUGCUGCUGACAGGGUCAACGAGGCCGUGAUUAUCAUGUACGGUGCCCUCGCUCGCCAUCUCAAGGCCGGGGAUGCAAAGAUACCCGUGGUUAUCGAACGACUGAUCGCUACGUUGAGCACACCCUCAGAGGCGGUUCAGUAUGCCAUCGCCGAAUGCUUGCCGCCACUUGUCAAGGCAUGCGGCAACAAGUCAUCCAAGUACUUUGACGAGAUCAUGGAGACAUUGCUCACGUCCAAGAAGUAUGCCGUCCAACGUGGUGCAGCAUACGGGCUGGCAGGCCUGGUGCUUGGCAGGGGCAUUGCCUCGCUGCGCGAGUUCCGAAUCAUGUCAAAUCUUCACAGCGCGCUGGAGAACAAGAAAGAAGCAAACCAGAGGGAAUCUGCGCUUCUUGCGUACGAGCUGCUGGCUACCAUUUUGGGUCGGUUGUUUGAGCCGUAUGUGAUCCAGAUUGUUCCGCAGCUUUUGGCCGGCUUUGGAGACUCGAAUGCGAACGUCCGCGAUGCUGCUUUGGCUUCGGCCAAGGCAUGCUUCGCCAGGUUGAGCUCAUAUGGUGUCAAGCAGAUCCUACCUACGUUACUCCGGGGUCUGGACGAUGAUCAAUGGCGUAGCAAGAAAGGAGCAUGUGAUCUCCUGGGUGCCAUGGCUUACCUAGACCCACAACAGCUUGCACUGAGCCUACCAGAGAUCAUCCCACCGCUCACGGCUGUGCUCAACGACAGCCACAAGGAGGUGCGGUCUGGGGCUAACAAGAGUUUGAAGCGCUUCGGUGAGGUCAUCAGCAACCCCGAAGUCAAAGGACUGGUGGACAUUCUGCUCAAGGCCCUCAGCGACCCAACAAAAUACACCGACGAGGCGCUCGACUCGCUCAUCAAGGUCCAAUUCGUCCAUUACCUGGACGCUCCGUCGCUUGCACUCAUCAGUCGUAUCUUGCAGCGUGGUCUCGCGGACCGCUCAAACACCAAGCGCAAAGCAUCGCAGGUUAUUGGCAGUCUUGCUCAUCUCACUGAAAGGAAAGACCUGGUCUCGCACCUGCCUGUCCUCGUCGCAGGCCUCAAGGUUGCCGUGGUUGAUCCUGUGCCGACCACUCGUGCUACCGCUUCAAGGGCUCUUGGCUCGCUUAUGGAGAAGCUCGGAGAAGAAGCGCUGCCCGAUCUCAUUCCCGGCCUUAUGCAGACCCUCAAGUCGGACACGGGAGCCGGCGACCGUCUUGGUUCUGCCCAAGCACUCAGCGAGGUGCUCGCCGGUCUCGGUACCACGCGCCUAGAGGAGACUCUCCCCACAAUCCUGCAGAACGUCGAGUCUUCCAAGCCCGCAGUUCGCGAGGGCUUCAUGUCUCUUUUCAUCUUCUUGCCCGUAUGCUUCGGCAACAGCUUUGCCAACUAUCUUGGCAGGAUUAUUCCGCCUAUUCUGUCUGGUCUUGCCGAUGAUAUCGAGGCCAUCCGUGAGACUGCACUCAAGGCCGGUAGACUCCUCGUCAAGAACUUUGCCGUCCGUGCUGUCGACCUGCUGCUUCCUGAACUGGAGCGUGGCCUUGCAGACGACAGCUAUCGUAUCCGUCUCAGCUCCGUUGAGCUCGUCGGAGACCUGCUGUUCAACCUCACUGGAAUUUCUGGCAAGACUGAAGAUGGCGACGAGGACGAGGAAGAAAAGGUCAAGGAGGCAGGCAACUCGCUCCGUGACGCGCUUGGUGAUGAAAAGCGCAACAAGAUCCUGUCCGCACUUUACAUCUGCAGGUGUGAUACUGCAACCUCGGUUCGUGCCGCAGCCGUCGCUGUCUGGAAGGCAUUGGUGUCGAGUCCCAAGACCCUCAAGGAGCUGGUGCCGACCCUUACACAGCUUAUUAUCCGUCGCUUGGGCAGCACCAACAUGGAGCACAAGGUGAUUGCCAGCAACGCCCUCGGAGAGCUUAUCCGAAAGGCAGGCGACAAUGUCCUCUCAAGCCUGCUGCCCACGCUCGAGGAAGGCCUGCAAACCUCGACAGAUGUCGAUGCCAGGCAGGGUAUCUGCUUGGCUCUCAAGGAACUCAUCUCGUCGGCCUCUGAAGAGGCACUGGAAGAGCACGAGAAGAUCCUUAUCUCGGUUGUCAGGACAGCACUCACCGACUCGGACACCGAGGUCCGUGAAGCUGCCGCCGAGGCAUUCGACUCUUUGCAGCAGAUCCUUGGAAAGCGUGCGGUUGACCAGGUCUUGCCGUUCCUGCUCAACCUGCUUCGUUCCGAAGACGAGGCCGAAAACGCCCUGUCUGCCUUGUUGACGCUGUUGACAGAAACUACCCGGUCGAACAUCAUCCUCCCGAACCUGAUACCCACUCUCAUUGCGCCCCCCAUCUCAGCAUUCAACGCCAAGGCACUUGCCUCGUUGUCUCGUGUUGCCGGCGGAGCUAUGAACCGUCGUCUACCCAAUAUCGUCAACUCACUCAUGGACAACCUGGUCAACUGCAAGGAUGAUUCUCUGCGCGAGGAGCUAGACGCCUCGUUCCACACUGUUAUUUCGUCGAUCGACGAGUACGAUGGCCUGAACACGGUCAUGAACGUGCUCCUACAGCUUACCAAACAUGAGGACCACCGUAAACGUGCGGCGACUGGCAGACAGUUGGCCCAGUUCUUUGCGGCAGCAGAUGUCGACUACUCGCGUUACAACCAAGACAUCAUUCGCUCGCUGCUCAUUUCGUUUGAUGACUCUGACAUUGAAGUCGUCAAGGCUGCUUGGAGUGCUCUGAGCGAAUUUACCAAGAAGCUUAGGAAGGAAGAGAUGGAGGCAUUGGUUGUAUCGACCAGACAAACCUUGCUCCAGGUUGGUGUCGCUGGCAACAACCUCAAGGGCUUCGAGCUCCCCAAGGGUGUCAGCGCCAUUCUACCCAUCUUCUUGCAAGGUCUGAUGAACGGAACGCCAGAGCAAAAGAUACAAUCGGCACUUGCCAUCUCCGACAUUGUCGCCAGGACAAGCGAGGCCUCCCUCAAGCCAUUCGUCGUUCAGAUCACCGGUCCGCUGAUUCGUGUCGUCUCGGAGCGUUCGACCGAGGUCAAGUCCGCCAUUCUUCUGACUCUCAACAACCUCCUGGAGAAGAUGCCAACGGCAUUGAAGCCAUUCCUGCCGCAGCUGCAGCGUACAUUUGCCAAGUCGCUCGCCGACACGACAUCAGAGCAACUACGAUCACGCGCAGCAAAGGCGCUCGGCACGCUCAUCAAAUACACGCCGCGUGUUGACCCUCUCAUAGCCGAGCUGGUGACGGGCUCCAAGACGACGGAUCCGGGUGUCCGUACUGCAAUGCUCAAGGCGCUGUUUGAGGUUAUCAGCAAGGCCGGCGCCAACAUGGGCGAGCCGUCUCGUGCCGCCGUGCUUGGUCUCAUUGACAUGGAAACAGAUGAGAAGGACGAUGCCAUGACCGUCACCAACGCCAAGCUUCUAGGCGCCCUGGUCAAGAACGUGUCAGGAGACGCGGCGCACAACCUCAUCAAGUCCAGAGUUUUGACAUCUUCACCGACGAGCUCGAGUGUGUUGGGCCUGAACGCUGUUCUGUUGGACGCGCCGGCUGCCAUCAUGGAGGGUCCGUUUGCAGAGGAGCUUCCUGAGCUCUUGGUACAGGGCAUUGCAAGCAAGAUUGCCAUGAUCGCAGACAACUCGAUUCUCGCGGCUGGCAAGUAUCUCUUGAACGAGCAAUCCAAGCCGUUUGAGCACACCAAGGCUGUAUUCGAAGCCCUGGCAAACACAGUUGGGCCGGGCAACCCGACCGACUCGCGAAGGCUCUCGCUCGUCGUGGUGCGGACCGUGUCUCGUGUCAACAUGGAUCUGACGCGACCGCACCUGCCACAGCUGGCCGGGCCCGUGUUCGCCUCGGUCCGCGACCCGGUCAUCCCGGUCAAGCUGGCAGCCGAGGCGGCGUUUGUGUCGCUCUUCAACGUUGCCGACGACGAGAGCAAGGUCUUUGAUAAGUUCAUGGCCAGCCCCGCGGGCGAGAGCUUGCCAGCCAACGCCAAGAGGAGCAUGCAAGACUACUUCAAGCGUGUCGCGCUCCGGCUUGGUGCUCAAGUCCGGGAGAGGAGGGAUGCCGAGGGAGGCGCCGGCGGUCUUGGCCUGUCCAACGAUGAGGUUGAGGACGAGAAGGAGAUAUGGAGCGUGGGGAGGAUCGACAGCGGGGAGGACGUGUUUGGGAAAGAUUGA